CGAUUCUGCUCUUCUUCUUCCCGCUGCAGCCACCCGAAGAAAAAAAAAAGGGGAACCAGCCAUGCUUUUAGAAACCGGUGAAGCUUGAUGGUUCUUGCCUUAUUUUCUUGUUCUAGAACCUGAUUUGGAACCCAGAAAUCUCCCCCCUGCAGGAAGCUUCCGGAUCUGCUCUGUCCUUCCUCCCCUGUCCGCCGGCUGCUCUUGCUUGUGGGGUGUGAUUUGCUCCGGUUUUGGGUAAGAAACAGCCCCUAAUUCCUUUGUUCUUGCUUGAAUUGGCUUGGGUUAACUUUGAGUGCUCUUAUUUCCUUCAAUUUUGGGUAGAUCCGUGAGCUUCCCCCUGUAGAUUCCGCCGGCCUUCCCCAAUCUGCACUCCGAUUUUGCUUGCUGGAUUUAUGGUUCUUGAUCGUUCUGUCAGUUUAGUACGUGAAUUGAGUGCUCGAUUUUAUGCGAGUGAGGAUGUGAAAUCGAGGACGGGGAAACCACGGGAAGUGACGAGUUAGAAAGCUAGCCAUUACGAGAUUAAUAUAGAUUUUUAGAAAUAAAUCAUGAUCUUGUAAGCUAGAGUGUACUUGGAGAUUUAUGAUAUCGGAGAAAUUUUAAAGAUUUGAUCUUCAGUUUUGGUGGAACUUGAGGGAUGAGCAAUUCGUGUAAGCUUGGCACAAGGAAGAAAAUCUUAAGAUGAUAUAGCCAAAGUGUACAAAAUUUGACAAGCACUGAAGGUAAAUGUCAAAGUCAUAGAAGAGAUGGAAGGACAAAGAUAUGUGCAUAGCCUAGAUGUGCAGUCACCAAUCCCUUUCCAUUUUUUGUCUAUAAUUCAUUUACCUUCAACUACUUCGCAUGGAAGGCCUAUAAGGAGACCUAAGAAAAUAUCAGGCCCUAUGGCAAGGACGGGUUGUCUCAAAGGCUAAGGCUGUUGCGUGCAGCCUGUCCUUCUAUGAAAUUCACUCUCAUCUACAUCUAUAGUCAUCUUUUUGUAUAUAUAUAUCAACAUCUCAUUUUGUUGACAUUUUGUUUUUGAUAUGUAUUCCUUGGAAUUUUGUUCACCUAAUUCACCCAUUUGAGGUUAAAGUAUGUUUGCUGCCUCUCUCUGUAAUCUUAGAGGAUUCAUUUAGAUAUUGAUUACAAUAAUGAAAUUCUUGAACUUCU
Molecule: messenger RNA, 1146 nt
Organism: Rubroshorea leprosula
Lineage: Eukaryota; Viridiplantae; Streptophyta; Magnoliopsida; Malvales; Dipterocarpaceae
Source: the annotation of a GenBank genome assembly